This is a messenger RNA of Lachancea fermentati, 3219 nucleotides long. Lineage: Eukaryota; Fungi; Ascomycota; Saccharomycetes; Saccharomycetales; Saccharomycetaceae. The record is from the annotation of a GenBank genome assembly.
AUGUCUGAACAAGCAGGUCACUUCUCUUUUCCCAAGGAGGAAGAGAAGAUCCUUGCAUUUUGGAAUGAGAUCGAUGCUUUCCAUACAUCUAUGAAGCUAACGGAGGACAAGCCCGAAUUUUCUUUCUUCGAUGGCCCUCCAUUUGCCACUGGUACACCCCACUAUGGUCACAUUUUGACUUCUACUGUAAAGGAUAUUGUUCCUAGAUAUGCUACGAUGAAUGGUUACCACGUUGAAAGAAGAUUUGGUUGGGAUACUCACGGGUUACCAAUUGAACAUAUCAUCGACAAGAAGCUGGGUAUUACCUGCAAGGAAGAUGUAUACAAAAUGGGCAUUGAGAACUACAACAAUGAGUGUAGAAACAUUGUCAUGACUUAUGCCAAUGAGUGGAGAAAGACCAUUGGACGUGUAGGCCGUUGGAUUGACUUUGAUAACGAUUACAAGACUAUGUACCCAUCUUUCAUGGAGUCUACAUGGUGGGCCUUCAAGCAAUUAUUCGAGAAGGGUCAAGUCUACCGUGGUUUCAGAGUUAUGCCUUAUUCUACCGGCUGUACCACCCCAUUGAGUAACUUUGAGGCUCAACAAAACUAUAAGGACGUCAAUGACCCAGCUGUUACUAUUGCUUUCAAGGUUGCGGGUGAAGAAAAGACCUACUUAGUCGCUUGGACAACCACUCCAUGGACCCUCCCAUCUAAUCUUUCCUUGUGUGUCAACCCAGAGUUCGAAUACGUUAAGAUCUACGACGAAAAGAAAGACAAAUACUUCAUUCUUCUUGAAUCGUUAAUUAAAACUUUGUACAAGAAACCUGCAAACGAAAAGUUUAAAGUAGUGGAAAAAAUUGCCGGUAAAGAUUUGAUUGGUGUCAAGUAUGAGCCAUUGUUCCCAUACUUCGCUGAAGAAUAUGGCAGCAAAGCUUUCAGAGUUAUUGGUGGUUCUUACGUCACUAGUGAUUCUGGUACUGGUAUUGUUCACAACGCUCCAGCGUUUGGUGAAGAGGAUUACACUGCUUGUCUAGAAAAUGGUAUUUUUACCGAAGAUGAUGAAGUUGCCAAUCCCGUAGACGACGCCGGUAAGUUCACUUCGAGGGUUACUGACUUUGCUAACCUAUACGUGAAGGAUGCUGAUAAAGAAAUUAUAAAAUACUUGACUGCAAGUGGUAACUUGCUCUUAGCAACUCAAAUUCGCCACAGUUAUCCAUUCUGUUGGAGAUCUGAUACCCCAUUGCUGUACAGAACUGUUCCUGCUUGGUUUGUCAGGGUAAAGCCAAUUAUUCCAGAGUUUCUAGCUUCCGUCGAAAAAUCUAACUGGGUUCCAAACACUAUAAAGGAAAAGAGAUUUGCCAACUGGAUCUCUAACGCUCGUGACUGGAACGUCUCAAGAAACAGAUACUGGGGAACUCCACUCCCAUUGUGGGUUUCCGAUGACUAUGAAGAAAUUGUUUGUGUUGGAUCGAUCAAAGAACUUGAAGAAUUGUCUGGUGUUAAGGGCAUCAAAGAUUUACACCGUGACACCGUUGACAAAAUCACCAUUCCUUCUAAACAGGGUAAAGGUGACUUGAAGAGAAUUGAAGAGGUCUUUGAUUGUUGGUUUGAAUCGGGCUCCAUGCCUUAUGCCUCUCAACACUAUCCCUUCGAGAAUACCGAAAAGUUCAAGCACAGAGUCCCUGCUAAUUUCAUCUCAGAAGGUUUGGAUCAGACAAGAGGUUGGUUCUACACCUUGGGUGUUUUGGGUACUCAACUCUUUGGUGAAGUACCAUACCAAAACGUUAUCGUUUGCGGUAUCGUGUUGGCCGCUGAUGGUAGGAAAAUGUCGAAGAGUUUGAAGAACUACCCUGAUCCAAACUUGGUAUUGGAAAAGUUUGGUGCUGAUGCUUUAAGACUGUACUUGAUCAACUCACCUGUUCUAAAGGCAGAAAGUUUGAAGUUCAAGGAAGAAGGUGUAAAGGAAGUUGUUUCUAAGGUGCUACUCCCAUGGUGGAACUCCUUCAAAUUUCUGGAAGGACAAAUUGCCUUAUUAAAGAAGACUUCAGACAUUGAUUUCAAAUACGAUCCACAUUUGAAGAGUGAGAAUGUCAUGGACAGAUGGAUACUAGCUUCUUUGCAAACUCUGGUGAAAAACAUUCAUUCUGAAAUGACUGCUUACAAAUUGUAUGCUGUUGUUCCAAGACUAUUGGACUUCAUCGAUCAAUUGACAAACUGGUACAUCCGUUUUAACCGUCGUCGUUUGAAGGGUGAGAACGGUGUCGAAGACUGUAAAAAAGCUUUGAACUCUCUUUUCGAUUCUUUAUUUACAUUUGUUUGUGCAAUGGCACCUUUCACUCCUUUCUUAUCUGACAACAUCUAUUUGAGAUUGAAGGAAUACAUUCCAGAGCAAACAUUGUCCCAAUACACAAAAGACAGCAGAUCAGUACAUUUCUUGUCUUACCCUGUAGUGAAUGAGGAAUUCUUCGACGAGGAUGUUGAAAGAACAAUGAAGAGGAUGCAAGCCGUUAUCGAACUUGGUAGAAAUAUUCGUGAAAAGAAGAUGAUUUCUUUGAAGACUCCUUUGAAGAGCCUGGUCAUCUUGCAUCACGAUGAGACAUACUUAAAUGACGUGAAGUCUUUACAAUCGUACAUUGUUGAAGAAUUGAACGUCCGCGAUAUCAUCAUUUCUUCCGACGAAGCCAAGUAUGGUGUGCUGUAUAAGGCAGUUGCUGAUUGGCCAGUAUUGGGUAAGAAGUUAAAGAAGGACGCUAAGAAAGUGAAGGAUGCUCUUCCAUCUUUGAGCUCCGAAGACGUCCAGAAAUACGUGGAAACUGGCUCUAUUGAAGUCGCUGGUAUUAAUUUGGUGAAGGGUGAUCUUGCUGUGGUCAAGGCUCUACCUGAAGAACUAGUUGAAAGCGGUCUUGAAGCAAGAACUGACCAGGAUGUCUUGAUCAUUUUGGAUACAAAGAUUUAUCCUGAAUUGAAGACGGAAGGUCUGGCCAGAGAAUUGAUCAACAGAAUCCAAAAGUUGAGAAAGAAGUGUGGUCUAGCCGCCACCGACGACGUUCUGGUUCAAUACGACUUAGUCAAGGACACCAUCGAUUUCGACGAAAUUGUCGAAAAACACUCUGAUAUGCUGGAGAAGACAUGCAGAUCGGAAAUCACCAAGUUUGACGGUUCAAGAACUGGGGAAAUCGCUGAUGAAGAGCAAUCUAUCAAUGAUACCAUCUUUAAGCUUAAGGUUUUCAAACUAUGA